CAGUACAAUGCGAUUCCUGAAAAGGCUGACACGUCGAUUUCCCGCAACCUUUCGGCGAGGAAAACUCCAUUCCCAACUGGUGAUGAUUUGUGCUUUCGGGAACAUUUUCCUCAACAUACUUUACGGCGUUUAUAUCGGGCGCUUUUCCUUCAGGCGCAAAAAGUUUGUGUUUUCCAAAGGGGUUGCUAUUUAUGGGUUAUGUGUGGCCACGUUAUUUGCACUGUUCUACAUCUGGAAUAUUUACCACGAAAUUUCCACCAGCCAGAUCAAUCUUCGAGACACUAUUGGAAUAUAUUGCUAUAUGAACGUCGGCAUUUGCCUGUUUAAUUAUGUGACACAGUGGGAAAAAUCAUUGAAAUUAAUUCGAUUCCAGAACAGUAUUCCUCUUUUUAAGGUCCUUGAUUCACUGGACAUUUCGGCAAUAAUUGUGUGGCGGGCAUUUAUGUACAGCUUACUCAAGAUGUUGUUCUGUCCCCUUAUCGCCUAUAUAACCCUGAUUCUAUAUCAAAGGCGGUUGCAUCCGGAAUAUCACUGGACGAGUUUAAGGACGGCGAAGACCAUGUUGCCGCUGAUUGUAUCGAACCAGAUAAAUAACUGCUUCUUCGGCGGCCUGGUAAUUGCAAAUUUGGUAGUUGCUGCGCUAAAUCGAAAGUUGCACGGUACUGUUAAGGAGGCCAAUGUGCUGCAGUCACCCAGCCAGAUGAAUCUCCAUAAGCCCUAUUACCGUAUGCGUCGCUUCUGCGAGCUAGCCGAUCUUUUGGAUGAGUUGGCCGAGAAAUACGCCGUCACUGCCGAAUGCUCAAAGAGAUUCCUUCGAUUCACGGACUGGUCCAUGGUGCUAUCGCUGCUAAUGAACCUUCUAGGCAUCACCAUGGGAUGCUACAACCAGUAUUUGGCCAUUGCGGAUCACUACAUCAACGAGGAGCCUUUCGAUCUCUUCCAGGCCAUUGUUUUGCUGGUUUUUCUGGCUGUGCCCUUCUUGGAACUCGUCAUGGUGGCUCGGAUAAGUAACCAAACUCUCAUGGAGACCAGAAGAACUGGAGAACUCUUGCAGAGAUUCGAUCUGCAGCACGCCGAUGCGCGUUUCAAGCAAGUGGUGAAUGCCUUCUGGCUCAAGGUCGUCACCAUCGACUAUAAGCUAAUGCCACUGGGCCUCUUGGAGCUGAACACCUCGCUGGUCAAUAAGGUUUUCUCGUCAGUCACUGGUAGCCUCCUGAUUCUCAUUCAAAGUGACUUGACCCUAAGGUUUUCUCUAAAAUAAUAUGGUUUGCUUGA
Messenger RNA from Drosophila erecta, 1275 nucleotides. It is a transcript of the gene Gr97a, whose product is annotated as putative gustatory receptor 97a. The coding region runs from base 8 to 1261 and encodes 417 amino acids. Gene Ontology annotation, biological process: sensory perception of taste. The record is from RefSeq and is a predicted model, not a curated record. The transcript has 2 exons. NCBI's taxonomy places the organism in Eukaryota, Metazoa, Arthropoda, Insecta, Diptera, Drosophilidae. Gene Ontology annotation, cellular component: membrane.